UUAACCUACUUUUCAGCCAACUGUCUUUCCUUCUUUCUUUGUUUUUUGUUUUUUUUUUUUUGGGGUUAAAGAAAAAACUGCAUACAUCAGUGGGUGACAAUCGAAGUCACCCAAAAAGACAAAGAAAUUCUGUUCUGUUGCAGAGUAGCAACUCCAUUGCUAAUUUGUAUUUUUCUUCUAUUUUGUUCACACCCACAGUCUCUUCAUUCCCAAUUUUCCUCUUCUUCGUCUUCUUCUUCUUCUUCUUUCUCUUCCUCUUUCCUCCACAAAAAUGGAAGCUACCUCAGCUUCCAUUUCCAACUGGGUUUUUCUCUGCAUUUUGUUUUGGUUUCUGGGUCUCCAGCUGACACAAUGCAGUGUUGGCUAUGACAGAAAAGCUCUCGUCAUUAAUAGCCAGAGAAGGCUUCUCUUCUCUGGCUCCAUUCAUUAUCCUAGAAGCACCCCCCAGAUGUGGGAAGGUCUAAUACAGAAUGCCAAAGAUGGUGGGUUGGAUGCUAUUGACACUUACGUGUUCUGGAAUCUCCAUGAACCUUCUCCGGGCAAUUAUAAUUUUGAGGGAAGAUGUGAUCUGGUUCAAUUUAUCAAGUUAGUUCAGAAAGCUGGCUUGUAUGUUCAUCUUCGAAUUGGGCCUUAUGUUUGUGCAGAGUGGAAUUUUGGGGGAUUUCCUGUUUGGUUGAAGUAUGUUCCAGGCAUUAGCUUUAGAACAGAUAAUGAACCUUUCAAGAUGGAAAUGCAAAGAUUUACUCAAAAAAUUGUGCAAAUGAUGAAGGAUGAAGAGUUGUUUGAGUCUCAAGGUGGCCCCAUUAUCCUCUCUCAGAUUGAGAAUGAGUAUGGACCAGAAAGCAAGGCAUUAGGGGCUGCUGGUUAUGCAUACAUGACUUGGGCAGCAAAAAUGGCUUUUGAAAUGAACACUGGAGUCCCCUGGGUAAUGUGCAAGGAAGAUGAUGCUCCCGAUCCCGUGAUAAACGGCUGCAAUGGUUUCUAUUGUGAUUAUUUCUCUCCAAACAAGCCUUACAAACCUACACUGUGGACUGAGGCUUGGAGUGGGUGGUUCACAGAUUUUGGUAGUCCAAACUAUAAACGCCCAGUUGAAGAUUUGGCAUUUGCAGUUGCUCGGUUCAUUCAAAAGGGUGGCUCUUUUGUGAAUUAUUACAUGUACCAUGGAGGAACAAACUUUGGAAGAACUGCUGGUGGCCCUUUCGUUACAACCAGCUAUGACUAUGAUGCUCCAAUUGAUGAAUAUGGUUUGAUCAGGCAACCAAAGUAUGGCCAUCUGAAUGAACUCCACAAGGCUAUUAAACUAUGUGAAAAAACUUUGCUUUCUGCUGACCCUAAUAUCACAUCAUUGGGAAAUUAUGAACAC
This is a messenger RNA of Carica papaya (papaya), 1363 nucleotides long. NCBI's taxonomy places the organism in Eukaryota, Viridiplantae, Streptophyta, Magnoliopsida, Brassicales, Caricaceae. The record is from RefSeq and is a predicted model, not a curated record.